Molecule: messenger RNA, 6264 nt
Organism: Didymodactylos carnosus
Lineage: Eukaryota; Metazoa; Rotifera; Eurotatoria; Philodinida; Philodinidae
Source: the annotation of a GenBank genome assembly
GAUCACUAUUCAACUAACAUAAUAAUAAUAAAAUUUCGCUAAGAUCUAUUUCUUUCGCAUAUGUGUUGGUAGCAUGAAUGCUCGUAAGUACUUUUUCAAUAACGUUUGAUAGCAAUAAGAUAGAGAACUGCGAUUUUGACCAUUAAAAAGAGGAGAUGAAGGCGCAUCGAACUGUAGAUUACUGAUUUUUCUAAUAUGAUUUCUGAAGUGUUUUUAUUCAAUUUUCUAACCGUCGGAAAAAUGCUUUUUUUAUGAAAAAAAGAAAAACAGAAAAACUGAUCGAAAAUCGUAGUAGAGGUUCGUCUAGAAUACGUAUUAUCCCCAAAUAAUUAAAUUUACACCCGGGUCUUUCGCGUUUGUAGAUCUUCGAUUAGCGGUUUGAAUGUGAACCUGAUUAUUGAAAAUUCACUGUAAACAACUCACAGGAUAGGUUUGUUCUUUAAAAGGUCAACUAAAAACCUUACAAAAAACAGGUUAGGAAAAUCAGUAAUAUAUGGUUUGAUGCGCCUUCAUCUCCUCUUUCCAAUGGUCAAAAUCGCAGUUCUCUAUCUUAUUGCUAUCAAACGUUAUUGAAAAAGUACUUACGAGCAUUCAUGCUACCAACACAUAUGCGAAAGAAAUAGAUCUUAGCGAAAUUUUAUUAUUAUGAUAUUAGUUGAAUAGUGAUCAAAUAGCAUAGAAAAAUAGAGCGAAAGACGCUCUAUCUGUUCAUAGAAAAAGAAAAAUUUUUCAAGCUUUCUAUAAGAAAAAAUCGUACCUCCCUCACUACUUUUGGAUAGCCCUAAGUAUGUACUAUCAAGUAUCUCAUACACGAUAUACUUAACAAAAACGUCAAAUCUUCUUAUUAGACCUUUGAAAAUCCUCUUAAAAAAAAGUACUAUAAAAUAUUUGUGCUAGAAAUCAGUGAAAAAUGGCGAAAUCUUGUUUCUCUUAUAAAAUAUCUUUUCUCAUUUUCAAACUUCAAAGCAAAUAGUGCAUUCUGUACAAAAUUUAAGUCUUCAUCUAGUGGCAUAGUUUAUAAAAUUUUAGAAAGAAAUAGGUUGAUCAAGAAAUCGAAAUUAAAAAUCUCAAAAAAUUUAAAUAUAGCUGUUUUAGUUUAAAUUCAGAUUUUUGUUAAAAAUAAAAUUGAUAUUCGUAAUCAACGUAAAAUACUGCGGCUGAUAAGGCAUAUUUAAGGCUGAUUUAAGAGAAAAUUUUUUCUUCAAUCAUCUGAUUUGAAGAUCAUCCUUAGCCGUUCAUACUACAACUGUAUAAAUCUUCAGAUAAUGGAAUUGAAUAUCAGCGAAUACUUCAGUUAUUUUCACCUGACAAUGCCCUAUGAGCAACCUUCUGCCUCUUUCUCGAAAAAAUUUUUGAUUAUAAGGUGAACAUAGUCUAAUAUUUCUGCAAGUCUGGGUUACGAUGGUACAAACACCAUGGAAAAAGUAACCUGUCUAAUGGUACCUAUAAUACUCAAAGCAUUGGUAGCAUUAGCGGUAACGCUUAUAUCUCCUCAAAACUGAUUGAAAAUUUUCAGAAGACGUCACAUUGUAUAGACAACACUUUUCUCUAUCACACCAUGUGUAAGAAAAAGUCUUAAAGGCACUGAAAAGGAACAGAAGAAUUUUUGAAACUAAAAGAUUAAGUUUUUUAGCUUGUAGACAAAACUUUAGAAAAUUCCUAAUUUUUUCAAAAAUAUAGCGGAACGCUGAAAGUGGUCAUAUUUUGAAAAAACAACAAUUGUUGAAUCAAUAGGCGUGUAACAUGAAAAUGCUAUCUCAAGAUCCGCCGAAGGAAUUUUGAUAAAUCUCAGUACCUAAGGGUUUUGAGCGAUGCUCUUUCCGAUGGCUAACUUGAAAUAAUUUUUGUUGCCCGAGUCAUGUAGUAUUGCUUUUAUUUGGUUGUAUGAGCUUAAACACAAGGUUNUACUACAUGACUCGGGCAACAAAAGAACAAAUUGAUUUAUCCUGAUACUGUCAGAUGCUUUGAUAAGAGGAAAAAGUGUGUAUAACUAUGAAAUAGUACAUUACAGAACAGAAAAAAAACUACUGUAAUGUAGUAAAACGUCAAAAGCCUAUGAAAAAGCAUAGAAAUUCGUUGAAGACGAAGAUAAAGUCAUUUUCAUGCAUCACAUGCAAUAAAAACUAGAUAUAAUAUCGGAAGUAUCGAUAAUAGUGAAAAAAGAAGCUAAAAUUUGCCUGAGGUUUUCUAGAAAACUACUUAAAAUCUGUUCAAAAUCCUCUUUUAGACAUUCAAAAACCAUUGGGUUUGGUCAGCUCUUCAAACUCUGUCGAUAACCAUAUCUUAAGAUUUCAUUAGAUGCUUUAAAGUACUGAAAAAGGAACUAAAAUAUAAAUUUUAGUAUGUAGGUUUUUGAGAAACCUCGAGAAAACCAUUUUUAUCCAAGACCUGGAACUCACCAACUGUCCAGAUAUGUUCAAUUUUUCGAGCUUUAUCCAACCAUGUCCUUAGAAAUGUUUCAGCUAGCUUGCGAACGCGGAGAGUGCAGUUUUAAAAAAAUUUCACAUUUAAAAGUUAAAUAAAAAUUUCAGGUUAUGAGCUAGAGAGUCCGACUUUUUUUUAAAAUGUAGCCCACUCAAUUCUGAAUAGAACCGCUAAUUUGAAAUAUUUUUGCAGACAAGUGUUUCUUUAAAAAGAAUUAUUUUCUGUAAAUGGAUAUGUGAAAAACCAUGGUUAUCUGGAAACCCUACUUCUAACAUUUUUAAGAUUAUUUCGAGUUAGCCAUCGGAAAGAGCAUCGCUCAAAACCCUUAAGAAUUGAGAUUUAUCAAAAUCCGUUCUCUUCUUCAUACUGUAAAAAUUGAAAACUUUCUCAUGUUACACACCUAUUGAAAGUGGAAGAGUAUACUGGCAGAAAGUGUACAGUUAUAAAUUCAUGUGACAUUUAUUUUAUCAUUGGCAUUAUCAUUGACAGAUGUGUUUUCCCACAAGAUUAUUUUCCUCAGAAUAAAUACAGUACAUAAAGAAUGCCAGAACAUGAUUUUCGUAAUGUGUAAAUGAGACCUUUUAUCACAGUAACAGAAAGAGAUAUUUUUGUUUUUCGAUAGAUUUUCACGUAAUUUGAUAUUACAGCUAGCUAUAGAGUAAGAUCAAGACAUUAAUGAAGAUCAAUCAAAAUCUCACUUCUUUAAAACAAAACAGAGAAAUAUACUAGUGUCAGUACUUACUGUCAAUAGCUUUUAAUGUCAAUAUCAUUCUCCUUUGCCAUUCGAUUCUAUCAUAGAAUAAUCAGACGUAGUUUAGCAAAACUUUGCGUAGGUUAACAUUCAAUUUUUCUUCCAGUUUGUUCAAUGCGUCGCACACUAACUGAUGUUUCUCUACUUUCAUUUUUCAUAUUUCUAUUAACUGCGAUUCAAACAGGUAAGAAUUGAACUAGUAAUAGAAUUUUUUGAUAAUACAGUCUAACCGCAUAGCCAUCUGAACGCGUGCAAUGUUUUAAUACCAAACUAUGUCGAAAACGACAUAGUUUUUAAGGCGCGUUAACUUUUUUUCGAUUUCACCAUUAUGGAACGUUAUUGAAGCUACAUCUCCCUCUUCUUUCAUCUUAUGGGAAAUCUGGAGUAAACGUCUGAUCGCGUUCAAAUUCAUAUCAGCGAUGGAACAUUCGAAAAGAAAAUUGACGUAUUUUUACCCCCAUACCAGAAUUUUCUGGCAUGUUCUUCCAUGGUUAUCCAGAAAACUUGGGUUUUCAUCCAUGUACAUUACAAUGCCAAUUUCGAACAGGAUCGGAUGAAGUUUUCGUUAUCUAACAGGUUAUGGAAUUCCAAAAAAUGAUUUUUUGAACAAAUAGGUCGAGUUAUAACGUGUUGGUUUCGAAACUUUUAACACAUUUUUUUUUCUCUUAUUUUUUUACUAAGAUCUUUUGCAAACUCAGAUUUGGUGAUUACGAUUCAGAACAUGGACAGCAAUAUAAUAUGUAAAUAUUUGAAUACAUCUUUGUUUUUCACCACAAAAUUUGGCACGUAAUAUUCUUUACAAACUAGUGUCAUAUUCUGAUAAAAAUAUUCUUAAAGUUUGACUAAAUGAGUUACGUUGUCUAGUAUUUUUAGGAACUGCUUCAAAACGAACAGUGAAUGCUUUAAUAAUUAUUGAUGUUCAAAAUUGUUUCAUUAACGGUGAAUUAGCCUUAACAAGUAGUCCAGCAAAACAAAAGGGAGAAGAUGUGAUACCCGUUAUCAAUAAUCUUUUGAAAACUGUUCCGUUCGAUGUUGUCGUCUACACACACGACUGGCAUCCAUCUGAUCAUAUUUCAUUUUUCAAAAAUUUGAAACAACGACAACGCUAUGUAAAACAGGGAACAAAACUACCUAAUGGACCGCUUGAUAAGGUGCACUAUACCGGUCCCGUAGUAGAAACUGAGCAGGUUCUCUGGCCAACUCAUUGCAUCCAAGACACUCCAGAUGCCGAAUUACAUCGUGAUUUAAUCGUAACAACAAAUAAUACUAUACAUGUGUACAAAGGUACACAUCGAGAUAUUGAUAGUUACUCUGCGUUUCGAGAUAACAAUCGAGUCAGUGAAACAGAACUGAAUGUACAACUAAAACAACGAAACGUAACAAAUCUUUAUAUAUCUGGUUUGACGACGGACUAUUGCGUGGCAUUUACGGCUUUAGAUGCAAAAGACUACGGAUAUCGAACAUAUCUUGUAGAAGAUGCUUGCCGUGGAGUGGAUUUUGUUUCUAUCAAAAAUCAAUUGGAUGUAAUGAAACGUCAUGGAAUUGACAUUAUUCAAUCAUCUCAAGUUCUCAAAAUAAUCAACACUGCUGUUAUCAGUCCAUUAUUAUCACCUUCCACUGCGUUAAAUUAUAGCAACAGUACGGGAGAGAAAAAACAAAUGACUGUUAUUAACACUGUGCAAGGCAAAACACUGAAGAAAGAAAAAUUACAAAAGCAGAAAUUUUCUCUCAUAUUGAAUAAAUCACGAUCAUGUUGCAAAGCUCCAUUAGAAGAAGGGCUUGUAUUAAAAACGGAUAAUUGGCAAAUUCAUUUUACAAGCGAUUAUGACUGUACAUGUGCCAUGCUCGAUUCAUCAAGUAAACGAAAGUUUUUCAUUAUGAUUGAAUUAUUCUUAAGAUUCCUCAGUGUAAAAGAUGAAGAUAUACAGAAAUUGACGUUCAGUUUACGACGAAGCCAUCCAGAACAAAAUAAAAAUACAUUCUUUCAUAAUCAAAAAUUAUCAGUCACUCUUACACCUAAUUCACAACCAUCAAAUACGACGUUAACACAUCCCUCGUCAUCCAAUAUUCGUUGGUAUCACUCUAUUAAUCGAAAGGUACCUGGUCUUUCAUCAGAUAGAAUUAUAAUAUCAAAUCCUAAUCAAAGUGAAAAUCAAAAAUGUUUCAACAAUUCUUAUCAAUCAAAUAAUAAUCGCAUUGUUAAUGGCACAUCACAAAUUCAUCAUGAUGAGCCAUUAUUUUGUUCAACUACUAGGAAACAACACAAUAUUGAACCAAUAACCGUCACGAAUACUCAUAGACAGUUAAAAAGAGAAAUUAUUUCCUUUGAUGAUAAUAGUAGAGAUGAUCAACCAUCUUGUUUUUCACCACCAUUCCCCGUUUCACUUAGCAGCAUCUUAUCAUUUCGUGAACAACAUCAACAGAAUAUUAAACCAGAUGAUAGUUUGUCAAAAGAUGAAAACAUUCUUUUGACACUAACGGCAAGUAAUUCACCGCCCAUAAAUAUCAAAGUUACUAAUGAGAAUCAAAAUAUUCUUGAUCGACAGAUUCGCUCGGAGCUAAUUAAUAAUGAAUCACAAUUACAGACUCAUGAGCUCUCGAAGAACAUGUUGAGCAAUGAGUCAAAAAUUAAACAUAAUUUUGAUAUUGUGGGUGACCUACUGGAAGAGUUGGUUAAAAAAAUCGAAAAUCAAGAUCAACGAGAAAUAUCACAGGCAAAUGAAGACAAUCUCAUCACUUUAGUCAAAGAUGGAACUCCUUUAGUUCGUCGUUAUAUUGUCCAAGUUUGCAUUCAAAACAAUUACUUGAGAUCGUGGUUUAAAAACAAAACAAAUAAGUUGAAAAAUAAAAAUAAACUGCUGAUUAAUGGAGAUCGCAAAGCUCAGUCAACAGUAGAAGACCCUAAUUAUCAAGUGAGUAUCAGUUGUUGUGAUAAAGGUACAAUUACGCAAACUGGUAAAAUAGUUUCAACAACUGAACAAAAUUGUGAAAGAGUUAUUGUUCGUCAGCUGAAUAUUCAACAACCUGCUCGACGUCAUGUUCGAAUUCAAACAAUAUGUUAUCGAUUGCAUCCAAAGUAUUUUUUUUAA